AUGGCAGCGGAGGGAGCAGAACAAAAGAAGAACUGGAAGGACGAGGGCAACGCAGCGUUUAAGCUGGGCAAAUGGGGGCUGGCAAUUAAGUGCUACACGUCGGGCAUUCGCGAAGAUCCGAAUAAUCACCUCCUUUACAGCAAUCGGUGUGCCGCGUGGCUCAAAAUGAGCAAGGACCACAAGGCCCUCGAGGACGCCGAGAAGUGCAUACAACUUCAGCCCCUCUGGGCCAAGGGUUACUACAGACGCGGCUGCGCGCUGCGAGAGCUGCUGCGCGAUGAUGAAGCGCUUGUGGCUCUGCGCGAGGCCGCGGAGCUUGCUCCCUCUGACGCCGAGAUCCGCAACAAGCUCGCUGAGGUGCUGCAGCGAGUCUCCGAGAAGGAGGGCAGGCGGGUGCGUGACAUUGGCAACUCGAGCGAGGACUACGAGAACUUCCGCGACAGCUUGAAAGCGAAGGUGCCGGUGCCCUAUUCGGACCAGGCCGUACGCGACUUUACGAAACAGACCAUCGAGAAUGUCAAGACCCGAGUGUUUGGUGGCGAGACUCUGCGCCCUGUAGCGCACUUCAUGCUGGGCUUCAAGGACGACAAAAACGAGUCCUCUUCCAUGGGCAUGGUCGCUCUCGAGAAGGGAUUCGAAUCGCCCGAGACCCAUGCCUCCUGCUCCGAGUUCCUCCGAAAAUACCAACAGGACAUGGACGCCCACGCCGGAAUCGUGAUCGUGCCCAAGUCGGCGCUCGCCUUUCCGCAGGUGUGGCUCGGCGGCGAGAAGAAGUGGCGGCAUGCAGACAAGGAGGGCGUGUUCGUGCAGCUGGAGGCCCGCAAGGACCGAGGCGUGUGGUUCAUCCCCAUCACCCGCACUCCUGAGGGGCACAUCAAGGCCGGCGAUGAGGAGUCGUUGGACAUCGACGUUUUCGGGCUCGUGCCCCGCCUCUACCCCCAGUGA
Acanthamoeba castellanii str. Neff is the source of this 945-nucleotide messenger RNA. RefSeq names its product tetratricopeptide repeat domain containing protein. Gene Ontology annotation, molecular function: Hsp90 protein binding. The coding region runs from base 1 to 945 and encodes 314 amino acids. The record is from RefSeq and is a predicted model, not a curated record. The transcript has 8 exons. Lineage: Eukaryota; Discosea; Longamoebia; Acanthamoebidae.